AAAUAAUUUGAGCUGUUAAAAUGUCCUCCCCAUCGCCUGGGAAGAAACGGAUGGACACAGACUUCGUGAAGCUAAUUGAGAAUAACUACGAGGUUCAAAUCCUGGGAGGAAUCCACGAGUUUGUCGUUAAAUUUGAAGGCCCUAAAGAUUCUCACUACGAAAAUGGUAUCUGGAAAGUAAGGGUUGAUCUUCCAGAGAAAUAUCCCUUUAAGUCGCCCUCUAUUGGCUUCAUGAACCGCAUAUUCCAUCCUAACAUUGAUGAGAUGUCUGGCACUGUUUGUUUGGAUGUUAUAAACCAAGCGUGGACUGCUUUAUAUGAUUUACGGAACAUAUUUGAUACCUUUCUCCCACAACUCCUGACGUACCCAAAUCCAGUCGAUCCUUUGAACGGUGAUGCAGCAGCUUUGUAUCUUCACAAACCUCAGCAAUAUAAAGAAAAAGUCAGAGAGUAUGUGGACAAGUACGCCUCACCGGAAUAUGUGGACCGAAUGGAGGUCACCAGUGGAGGGCAAGUAAGCCACCACGUUGAGGAUAACGAUGAUGAGAGUUCUAUGAGCUCAGAUUAUUCUGAAGACGAAUGCAAUGGGAUGGAGCUGUGAUAAAAGCCCGUAUUUUGAAUUCCUUAACUCCAGACUCCAGUGUUUGCUUCAGUGAGAGAAUGAGUUUCCCGGAUCCAGCUGCCGGAAUCUUCACCUCGACCCUACUAAAACCACAGUCUGCAUAGUAAUGCCAAAUAUACAGCAUACACGUCGUCCUCUGCGAUCACGACGCCGGAAUGCGCAGCUGUUGCUAACCGGGGGACUGCAGACUCAUCACUCAAUGGAAUUUAUUAAUAUUUUAAACUUAUAAUGCCUGGGAACCCGAUUUGUAAAUAUAUAUUUAAACUUUCGAUAUCCAAUUGUUACUAUAGUCGUAACUUGCUGUGUGUUUAUUUAAAUUGUGGGUCCGAACUUUGCAGCAGUUACUGCUCUAAAACUGUUUUUGCCGAAAAUGUUAUCAAUAUGGACGUGAGUGGUAAUAGUGGGAACUGGGAAGUGGCUUGUAUUUAUUAGGAGCUAGUAAAACUUAAACAACCCUUUCAAUAUUAAAGCAUUUAAGAUCAUACGUAAUGCGUAUAUAUUUUAUAUUCAAAUAAUAUAGAUUUUGCAAUUCUGAAUAUUUUAAACUCCUUAUAGCUCCCACCGUUACCAAUAUCAAUGCAUUGUCUAAAAUUUGGAUACAUAUUUUCUAUGUUUAUUAAUAUCACUAUAAGUGGCGAUGAUCUUUUAAGACUAGUUAAGGAUACUUUCUUAUUCUUACUAAUACUUAGGCUCACUCAGAUCAGGGGGUAUUACAUAGUAGCUUAGUUAUCAUUUGGUCUUUUAAUAAUUUGCGUUGUUUAAGUGGGAUACGUUUCCUCUUACCUUGUUGAUUUUUAUGUAAACCGCAGAAAUCUGCCUCUUAAAAGAUAAAAAGACUCCAAAUAUCUUUCUGUAGUAUCUUUAGUUGGAAUGAUACCGAUGAAUGCAGGGUGUACAGUAUUUCUAUGAACGCAUCUAACUGAGAAUUCCUAAAAUCUACAGACACUUUCACCACUGCUUAAGCAAAGAUAAUUAACCUUAAUCCUUAUUGCCUAUUCCUUUCGCGAUGAUGUUUCGAAGUUAGAUGCGUCUCCCUUGGUUUGUCAUGUUAUGUGAUAUUUUGUUUUUUUAGUUUUCAAACACUAA
This is a messenger RNA of Bolinopsis microptera, 1706 nucleotides long. Its product is annotated as ubiquitin-conjugating enzyme E2 H-like. The record is from RefSeq and is a predicted model, not a curated record. The transcript has 7 exons. The coding region runs from base 21 to 599 and encodes 192 amino acids. Lineage: Eukaryota; Metazoa; Ctenophora; Tentaculata; Lobata; Bolinopsidae. Gene Ontology annotation, cellular component: nucleus. Gene Ontology annotation, biological process: ubiquitin-dependent protein catabolic process; protein polyubiquitination. Gene Ontology annotation, molecular function: ubiquitin conjugating enzyme activity.